Benincasa hispida (wax gourd) is the source of this 1575-nucleotide messenger RNA. The record is from RefSeq and is a predicted model, not a curated record. Lineage: Eukaryota; Viridiplantae; Streptophyta; Magnoliopsida; Cucurbitales; Cucurbitaceae.
AAAAUUAAAACUGAUUUUUUUGACAACCCUAAGCGCUACCAUCGUCUCGUUCAUCUUCUUCUUCUUCACCUCUCCAGUCGACGUUGGCUGCCAUUCAUCUUCUUCACCUCUCCAGUCGAAAUCUUCAUCUCUCGAGUUGACAUCUCCUCGUCUGGUCGCUCGUCAAUCGCCUCUCCCCAUCCGGCCGCUCGCCCCUCUCCAGUCUCCACGCCAGUGUCCAUCGCCCCUCUCCAGUCGCUUCUCCCCGUCCGGCGUCCAUCAGCAUCGGGUAAUGCCGAAGCUGGUGACCUUUGGAGUUUCCUUUGAAUUGGGAUAAAUGAGGAUUUGUUGGGUAGGAUAAGAUGGCUCGAAAUGAGGAGAAAGCACAGUCGAUGCUAAAUCGUUUCAUAGCCUUAAAAGCUGAGGAGAAGAAGAAACCAAAGGAACGUCGACCCUACCUUGCCUCUGAGUGUCGUGACCUUGCAGAAGCUGACAAAUGGCGUCAGCAAAUCAUGCGUGAGAUUGGUCGUAAGGUUGCCGAAAUCCAAAAUGAAGGCCUUGGUGAGCACCGGUUGCGUGAUCUCAAUGAUGAGAUUAACAAGCUCAUUAGAGAGAAGUCACAUUGGGAGCGUCGUAUAAUUGAGCUAGGUGGCCCCAAUUAUACCAAACAUUCAGCCAAAAUGACUGAUUUAGAGGGCAAUAUUGUUGAUGUACCAAACCCUAGUGGUCGUGGCCCUGGAUAUCGAUAUUUUGGUGCUGCUAAGAAGUUACCAGGCGUCAGGGAAUUGUUUGAGAAGCCACCUGAGCUGCGGAAGCGCAGGACUCGUUAUGACAUAUACAAGAGGAUUGAUGCAAGCUACUAUGGUUACAGAGAUGACGAAGAUGGAGUUUUGGAAAGAGUUGAAGGUCCAAGUGAAGAGCGUAUGAGAGCCGAGGCAGUUGAAGAGUGGCAAAGAAUGGAAGAGAUAAGGAAAGAAGCGAAGAGGGCAGUAAAGAGCGGGGAGGUGGCCAGCGUUGUGAAUGUUGCAGCAAAGGAGGUACUAUUUGAAGAGGAGGAAGAGGUUGUUGAAGAAGAGAGGAAGAGAGAGAGGGAAAUGAAGGAGAAUUUGGACAAGGAGAGGGAGUUUGUGGUGCAUGUGCCAUUACCCGAUGAAAAGGAGAUUGAGAAGAUGGUAUUGGAGAAGAAGAAGAUGGAACUGUUAAGCAAGUAUGCGAGUGAUAUGCUUUUAGAGGAACAGAGUGAAGCCAAGUCCAUGCUUAAUAUACAGAGGUAGACUCCCAAAAAUCCUCAUAGAGGAUUUGGCUGAUCUGUUUUCCUAGAAUUUUCCAUGCCUAUGCAAUGCAUCACAGCUUCUGUGGUCGACAAGCAAAGCAUAUGUUGUAUUCAACCAGAGUGAUAACAAAGAUCGAGGUAUACGAUGAACUACUGUUUUAAUGUUUGUUCAGAUCUCUGUAUAUUUUGCUUUAAACAUCUUUUAGGCAAUCAAUGCUAAUGAAUGACGCAAAACUUUAGAUAAUAGGUUGCUAGAAUUUUUCAAAUUCAUGUACUUGGAUGGAAUGUUUAGGGUCUACAUUUUCAAAUUUUUGCUCGGGCUA